AUGGCACCAACCAAGACAGCCGGAGGCCAGGAGCCGAGCGACAAGUUCCUAAAGCACCAGGCUGAGGCUCAGGGUCUCGGCGCUGAAACCGCGUCCGCACACAAAGAAGGUCAUGCACCAGGCGAGGCGCCUGUCGCCUCAGACAGCGGCCUGCCAGGUAAAGGGAACACAUUCGAGGAAGCAGCGGCUGGUACGGGAAACUUGACCACCACGAAUGAUGUCGGCCUCACUGGGCUCAAGUCUGCGGAGCCUGGUAGUGCCGCGCCGGGUCCGGAUUUGAAAGGUGCAUAA
This is a messenger RNA of Diaporthe amygdali, 291 nucleotides long. RefSeq lists its product as uncharacterized. The transcript is spliced from 2 exons. Bases 1 to 291 code for a protein of 96 amino acids. NCBI's taxonomy places the organism in Eukaryota, Fungi, Ascomycota, Sordariomycetes, Diaporthales, Diaporthaceae. The record is from RefSeq and is a predicted model, not a curated record.